Williopsis jadinii is the source of this 1332-nucleotide messenger RNA. RefSeq names its product Bre5p (gene BRE5). The coding region runs from base 1 to 1332 and encodes 443 amino acids. Gene Ontology annotation, cellular component: ribonucleoprotein complex; cytosol. Lineage: Eukaryota; Fungi; Ascomycota; Saccharomycetes; Phaffomycetales; Wickerhamomycetaceae. The record is from RefSeq and is a predicted model, not a curated record. The transcript has a single exon. Gene Ontology annotation, molecular function: mRNA binding.
AUGACCACUGACUCUGCUCCUCAAGCACUUGCCAAUGUUGCUUAUCAAUUUGCUCAACAUUACUACCACAACUUACAUGAGAACCCAUCAAAGCUUUCUUCGCUUUAUACCAGCGAUGCGCAUCUGACUCAUUCUUUGAUCCCCGAUGAAGAUGGGGUCAAUUUCAUCAACAAGAGUUUGGAUUCACACGUCUGUACUAACGUUGGUGAGAUUAAAGAAUUUUACAACUCGAGUAACUUGGCUGAAUGUAAGAUUAGAAUCACCAGCAUUGAUCAACAAAAGACCCCAUUUGAAGGUUCAAUCUUGAUAUCCACUAUGGGUGAGAUCAACUUGAAUGGCAAGGCUGCUGUGUACCGUUUCCAACAAACCUUUAUCCUUGCAAGAAAGGCUAAGGAGAAUGUCUACGAUAUCACAAACGAUAUAUUCAGAUUGAUUCCUGAUGAAGAUUACGAAUUGGAAACUCAAGUUGAUGAUGCCGAUGUUCCACAAUCACUAGUACAGGAGAACGGUAAACCAGAGACUCCAGAGCAGGAACAAAUCGAAAAUGAAGAACCGGUGUAUGUGAAAGACGAUGUCAACGCAGCCGUUGAACCAGCUGUUGAAGCACCGGUGGAGACAGCCAUUGAGCCAGCUGCUGAGCCAGAAACCAUUGACGAGCCAACAAAGAAGGAAGCUGAGGCCACUACAACGGACGAACCAUCUGAGGAGAAAGUUGAAACCAAAGAUGCUAAAGACGUGAAGGGGAAGAAAGGCGAUGCAAAACCACUGUCCAAGGAUGAAAAGGCCAAACAGCCAAAACCUACAGAGGAGAAAGAGAAGGAGACUCAACCUCCAAAGCCAAGUAGCUGGGCACAGGUUGCUCAAGUCUCUUCUACAAAGGAAGGUCCAGUUCAAGUUAAACCAAAAGUUAUCAAACCAAAAUCCCCAUCUCCAUCGACCCCAUCUCCAACUCAGAGUUCAGCAGCUCUAAAGCCAACAGCUCCAAACACUCCAAAGCCACACACUUCAGGCACGUUCUUGUACCCAGUCAUGAUUGAAGGUUUCAACGAUGUUAAGAACUCUGAUCUGAAGAACUCCUUGGAGGAAACUUUUGGGAAAACUACUAAAGUAGAACCUAGAGGGCCAUUUGCACUUGCAAACUUUGAGAAUGAACCAUCACAACGCAAAGCACUGGAGAAGAAGACUCUUAAGGUCAAGGGCCAUACGGUUAAAAUAUCCCCAAUGCCAACGGAUAUGAGCUUUAAGAACGCAAGUAACAACGGCGGAAACGGCAAUAGACAACAAGGUAAGCCAAAGAACAAACGUCCAUCUAAUGACAAGAGAAAGAAAUAA